Messenger RNA from Pseudoliparis swirei, 6137 nucleotides. RefSeq names its product ADP-ribosylhydrolase like 1 (gene adprhl1). NCBI's taxonomy places the organism in Eukaryota, Metazoa, Chordata, Actinopteri, Perciformes, Liparidae. Bases 1120 to 3405 code for a protein of 761 amino acids. The transcript is spliced from 8 exons. The record is from RefSeq and is a predicted model, not a curated record.
GUUAGUUUUUAUUUAGAAAAUGUGUAUUCGUUACAUUAUAGUGAAAUAUAUCCAGAAGUUAUGAUCCCACUAAAGGGUCAAUACAAUGAUCACAUGUAUGAUACCAUGCAGAAGUUAUUUAUGUCCAUUAGAGGGCAAGAAGAAAGUAAUGGCACUAAGGGUGUGUGCGUGUGCGUGUGCUUACAAAAGUCAGCUUGCAAACAGUUGUCCCUUAUCAGGUUGCAUUCCUGCUGCAUAUCAUCAUUGGCUCCCCUGGGAAUGCUUUGUCUACUGUUACUCUGACUAGGUUCACGGUGACGUUCACCAACAGAUAAAUAAUUUAAAAUAAAAACUGAUUGUUUCAAAAGGGUCACAAUCGGGACAUUGGGUCGAGAUGAAGAAACUGAGAAGGAGGGGAACUCUUUGGCUGCAGUGCACAUAGCUGGAGAGGAGAUUAUCUGAUGUCAUGGCAGGAGGUGACAAAUAAUGUCAUUUAAAAUAGUGAUGUAAAGAGUUGAGCUGCACUAAAGGAGGAGGAGGAGGCAGGCGUGUGGAGUAGGGAUGAUGCUCCAUACUGACCCUUCUCCCAGAGGGCCGGUUGGGAUGUCAACAAGGUCCAGGACCAGCUGACGGGCUCCAGUCCAGCAGCUUAUUAGCAUCUGUUUCUGUUACCCCUCCACAGCCCGCCAUCCAGCUUUUAGGCUUUGGGGCCAUGGGGAUUGCCUUUUUAGGAGACACCUGCCCACAGCUGAACUCCUCGCUGCCCAACACAAAGAGGCUGUGUCUGAUAACGCGAUGCUUCCGUGUGUGUGCGUGCACACGCCGCUGUUGGUGAGGGUGCGUGAUUGUGUGUGGGACAACUUAUGACAAGCUAUAGACUUGGGCUCUGAGGGUGGGCAGGUGGUCGAGCUUCAUAUGUAGACAGAGGUCCGGGGCACAUCCACGUCAAAAGGCUGCUGAGGCUGUGUGAAGUUCUGCAGGAUGUUUUGGGACAAGUUAAUUUGUUCCGUUUGCAUUGUUCUGUGACGUUUAGUCUGCUGAGGUUCAGGAAGAACAAGUACGGCUGGAAGGAGGCAUCUAAAUUCCAGGAGGAGAUCUUUUUUUCAGCCGGGUGAGCCAACGUGAGCAGAGCCCAGUAUCAUGGAGAAAUUCAAAGCAGCCAUGGUUCUGGGAGCCGUUGGUGACGCCUUGGGCUACCGUAAGGGCCGCUGGGAAGGCUGCAUCUCAGGCAAGAGGAUCCAGGAGGAGCUGGCCUCUCUGGGGGGACUUGGGGCCCAGAAGCUGGAUCCUGACAACUGGCCCCUGAGUGACGCAACGCUGAUGCACAUCACCACAGCAGAAGCACUGGUAACGGAUUACUGGUGUCUGGAGGAUCUGUAUCGAGAGCUGGUGCGUCUCUAUGUUGAAGCCACGGUGUCUCUCCAGGGCAGAGCCCCUGAUCCUGCCACAGUGGAGGGCUGCAUUCACCUCAAACCUCACAACUUCCUGCUCGCCUGGCAUACACCCUUCAAUGAAAAAGGGUCUGGCUUCGGGGCAGCUGCCAAGGCCAUGUGUGUGGGAAUGAGAUACUGGCAAUCUGAGAGAAUAGACAACCUGGUGGAGGUCAGCAUUGAGAUCGGCAGAAUGACCCACAACCAUCCCACAGGAUUCCUCGGGUCCUUGACGACGGCCCUGUUUGCCUCCUAUGCGAUCCAGGGGAAAGCUCCCGUGACUUGGGGCCGCGAGCUCAUGAAGGUCAUUCCUCGGGCGGAGGAGUACUGCAGGAAGACCAUUCGACACAUGUCAGAGUAUCAGGAAAACUGGUUUUACUUUGAUGCCAAGUGGCAGUUUUACCUGGAAGAGAGAGAGAUAGAGAAGGAAGAACAGAACAAACCUUCCUUCCCUGAUUCCUAUGAUGCUGAGGAGACAGACAAAUGUGCUGCCUUCACUCUGACCUCGUUCAUACAGAUGUAUAAGCGCUGGAGCUCAGAGGGCCGUGCGGGACGCAGAGGUCAUGAUGCCCCCAUGAUAGCCUACGAUGCUCUUCUGGCGGCCGGCAGUGACUGGGCAGAACUGUGUAAACGAGCCAUGUUCCAUGGAGGUAAGAGUGAAGCCACCGGCCUGAUCGCAGGGUGCCUCUUUGGCCUCAUGCACGGCCUGAGUCAGGUUCCCCCAGGACUGUACCAGGAUUUGGACAAAAGAGAGCGCCUGGAGGAGCUGGGAGAAAAGCUUUACAAAGCAUCAUCUGCAGAGAAGUGCCAAGACAAACCAGAUUCUCGGAAAACCAGUAUCUGCCCUGAUGCCAGUAUGUUGAGGAAGUUGGUCAGAGACCGCAACUGCCGUCCUGUGCUCCGAGGGAUUCUGGAGAGUCUCCUGCAUUACCUAACGCAGGACCUGCCCAGGUGGACCACCAGCAACCGAGACCCGGAGGGGCCAGGGUCGGAUAUUGUCGUUGAAAGAAAUACAUAUUGGCCUGAUCAGAGAGUUGAGCAUCUUCAGGCAAGUUGCACUGUUGUUCAUCUCCCUGAAGAGCGUAAACCGACCAUGGGAAAGAUUGCUGAGGUAGCUCAUAUUAUCCCUGAAAAAGAUCCACAAAAAGACAGAUAUGGAGGAGAGCAGAAAGCAGGAGGAUUAAUACAACGCCGUCUCACCACAUUCCAGCUACUCCAAUCCAAAUUCAUACGGUCCACACCCAAACCUCCCAUCACCCACCAAAGGGAGGUAGGACCUCUGGCCUCCAGCAGAGGAGUGGCAGGAACAGUCAACCACUGCCAAGACAGUGAGCACGAGAUCCACAAGAAGGAGCGGACGAGACGAGAUCAUGGACUGAAGAUGGGGGGCAGAGUGAAAGAUAUCGUAGCCAAGUUUGCCGUGGCUGAGCAAAAAGAAAAGGGAGAGAACACGGCGAAGAGACAGCCAAUCAAACCAAUGACCGCCGGAAGAGGGAUCCUCCUGUCCUCCCUGAUGGAGAGGUUUGAGUCCAUGGCCACUGUUCAAACGAGGCGGGACUUUAAAUGUUCACCUGAAAAGCCGUCUGCAAGAGUCAGGGUGACAAGUAGUGUAAGACAGAGGGUGCCUUGUCACGAGAGUAAGCUCCGACAAACACCGGAUCAUACUGUUGACAAAAGAAAUCAACGCAAGCAAAUGAAAUGUAAAUCUGUGGGACGGCCGUUGAAAGAAAAUCAAACCACAAAUGUGCAGGAACCAAAACGACAGGCGGAAGAGGCCGUCUUAACAAGUGUCAACUCAAACCUGGAAGUAAAACAUCAUUUGAAAACAGAGUUAUUGGGACAAACGGGGAGGGAGCACUCGGAUCAAAAGUCUGAAGCUCACUGCUCACUAAACCAUAUAAAAGUUCAGGCUUAUGAUCACGAUGCUGGGGGUCAGAGGUCAGAGAAUAUGAUGAAAUUCAGACCAGAGAAGAAACUACUUUCACCAACAAGUUAAAAUAUGCCCAUCUAGAGCUGCUGUGUUUAACAUGCGUCCCUGAGCAGUCGCUGCCAGAGCCUCUCAGGCUUUUUCCACAGGUGGAAGCCGAAGUGAAGCGUCCUGUGGCGACCAUCGUGACCUGCUGUCCUGUGUGGUCCACGUGUGUAGACUCCUCUCCUCAACAAUAUUCUGUAGAAUCAUCAGAAAGCUCACAUUUGGAAAAGAUGCCUAAUUUAAGGACAGAAGUUCCUCAUAGAGCCUCAGUAAACAUGAGCACAGGGGAACCUUCCACUGCAGCUACUGAAGGGAGAGGCCCUUCAGGGCCCAACGUUGAGGGGCUUUCUACACAUAAAGGCCACGGCCACAUGGAGAACGCAGCCGUGGAAGACCCACCCGAAGCUGUGAGCAUUCAGAGAAGGUUGCCCAAGUACGUCAUCCCAUGUGUUUGUAGACAUAAGCAAGAUGUUGAUGAGUCCUCCCAUCAAUCUAAAACUCCUUUGGUCUCAAUGUCUCCACCACACUCUGAUACUUCCACGAUUGCUUUCAACACUGGAUUGGCACCGAGGGGAAGGGAUAGCUGUCAUCCUAAUAACGUGAAGGCACAAACCCAUAUAACAACAAAACAGAAACGAGCAGAGGGUGAACCGCAUGAACAAGACAGGGGGGUCGGGGAGGGAGCAGAAGAUAAGUAAAUACAUUUGACAUAAAAGACACAAGUCUUUCUGAGGACGCAGCCCGGGAGGCUGCGUUUGAAGACAGAGAGACAUCUUCUGGGACAUCGUCAAAGACACAACCCGAGAGAGACAAUCUAAAACAGAGACCCAAAUACAAAACAAUCAACUACGGGGAUCCUUCAGUCAAACAAACAUAUAAACCCAAAGUCAUUCGAUUUACUGACACCUUUACUUUCUAGGUUCUUGAUUGAAGUCUUCCGACACACCGGGACCUUUAUGAAUGCACCGGGACCUUUAUGACUGCACCGGGACCUUUAUGAAUGCACCGGGACCUUUAUGAAUGCACCGGGACCUUUAUGACUGCACCGGGACCUUUAUGAAUGCACCGAUACCUUUAUGAAUGCACCGGGACCAUUAUGAAUGCACCGGUGCGUUUCAAGCAAAUCUCCCCAUUUGUUUUCCUUCUGCGUGAUCAAUAUCAGCAGCAUCACUGCAGGUCAUCAAUGCAACGCUUUAACCCUUGUGUUGCCUUAGGGUCAUUUUGACCCGAAUCAAUAUUACACCCUCCCCCCGCCUAUGGGUCAUUUUCACCCGAUUCAAUGUUUCACCCUCCUGUUACCUUUAUAUUUACUAACAUAUUUUACCCUUUGGGUUCAAUUUGACGCCAGCAAUUAAAACCUCCAGAAAAUUCUUAGAAUUAAUAUUGUUUUCCAAGUUUAAGUGUGAGGCACUUUAUGUUUGUUUGUUGACUACCGAAAGAACACCGACAUUAAACAUUGAAUGGGGUCAAAUUAAUCCAAAGGCGGGGGGAGGUUGUAAUAUUGAUUCGGGUCAAAAUGACCCUAAGGCAACACAAGGGUUAAUAAACCCAUUAAAAUGUGAUUUCAGUUUGGAACUCAAUCAUUUUCUGUUGAUUUGCUACUAUAAUAGUUACAGCUCUGAUGAUAUUAGGUUUGAAUCAUUCACAAUAAUAUCUCAAAUGCAUUGAGUGAAAUCGAAUCGAACGUCCCACGGGUCGUCAUGGUGAUGAGGGACUCCUUUGGCCGCGCUGUAAGAACUGCUCCAUUCCAACUUCUUUCUGCACCUCAUCGCUGACAGUGAACUAGUGCUGAUUAGUGUUGUUAGUGUUGUUAUUAAACCUUGGUAUAAUAAUCUGAGUUGAACUCCAGACAUUUGGAAGUGAGCGCAGCUCUCUAGUGGGGCAAUAUGGUACUACAAGCUCCUUAAGAUAUGAUAGAGCAUCAUCAAUCAAGGCUUUGUAGGUGAGGAGAAGAUUUUUAAAUGUGAUUCUUGAUUUUACGGGGAGCCAGUGCAGAGCAGCUAGUGCAGGAGUGAUGUGAUCUCUUUUCUUAGUUUUAGUGCGUCCACGAGCUGCAGCAUUCUGGAUCAACUGGAGGGACCUAAGAUACUUAUUAGAGCAGCCUGAUAAUAAGGAGUUGCAGUAAUCUAGUCUAGAAAUAACGAACACGUAAACCAGUUUUUGAAAUGUUAUGUAGAUGAAAAAAAGCAGUCCUUGAGAUUUGCUUCACAAGUUUAAGGACAAUUCCAGAUCAAAGAUAACAGAGAUUAUUUACAGUGGUGUUGGAUGCCAGGGCAAUGCCGUCUAGAGAAACCACAUCACCAGAUAAUUGAUCUCUGAGGUGUUCAGGGCCGCGUAAAGUAACUUCAGUUUUGUCCGAUUUUAACAUCAAGAAGUUGCAGGUCAUCCGUGUUUUUAUGUAUUGUUGUCCUCCCAUUACAAUUGUAUAGCCAUAUACAGAUUCAGAAAAUCGUUUUGCUUUAAUGUGUAACUUUAUUUGUUCAUAUUAUUUAUAUUAACCAUCACAUUAAUUACAUAUAGCAAGUUUCAACAGCACUUUUCAUUGAAAGUAGAAUACAAUUCGAUCUAACUUGAGCAUCACGUGACAAAGUACAAAAUAAACUCUGACAUAGUGGCAGUCCUGUGGCAGCGUGUCACUUCUCUGACUGUCCAACUCAACUCAAAUGAGUUUGUCUUUAACCCGUCAAUUAUGUUUUCUUCCUCAAUAGUUGUAUCAAAAUGUUUCAGAAGUCAAAAAUCUAAAAUGUCACAAUCUU